AUGGCUGGGGGCUUCAACUUCUGCAUGCCCAUGGACCAGAUCUCACAGCCUUCUCUGGAUUCAUCAUCAGUACAACAAACUCCCAGCGAAACGCCUUCGCGGCCAAUGUCUUCACACAAGGAAAUCCAGCCUCCGACGACGGGUGAAGAGAACUUUUGGGCUCAAAAAUCAUAUGACGGACAGUUCCAACACUUCCAUGGAGCUGGAGCUGGACAAGACAUGCGAAUGUGCCAGGACUUUCAUACCGAAGAAGCCAUUCCUAUUCUCGACCUGGAGCACCAGGAGGGAUACCAAAAUUCAUACCAGAUGAACUUUGACGACGUCGCCCACUCUCGCAGAAUAUCUGGCUCAUCCUUCACCAUGUCUACUUCUGGUGCCUUGUCAGAUAUGCAGUCUUACGAUGACUUCUCGACAGCUCUCUCCGACGCGCCCUCUUUCUGCUCAGAGUACCCCCCACCAUCCAAUCGCACUUCUUGGAUGUCGUCCACCCAUCUCUCGCCCGUGGCUUCUCCACGCAUGACAGCACAGGGCUGCCGUCCUGAUAUUGCCCGGACUCAGAGCCGUGGACGAGCAUCCCCUUCGCCGCGACCUAGCAUCCGAUCCGCGCCCUACAGCAUUGAGACCCCAAGAAACGCAAAGCGAUGGUCUACAGGAUCCUAUGGCACCAUGUCAACCCGCCGCCCAUCGCCCUUUGUGUACCACCCCGGACAAGAAGCCCAUGGUGCGCACCAGCAGCUUCAGAGCCAGAGGAACAGUAUGCUCCUACCUACUCAACUACCCUCGCAGACUCUUCAGAGUGACGCCCGACCAUACGACGCCCCCGCUCCUCUAAUGUCGCACGGUCUCUUCAGAAUGCUCCAGAGUAACGCUGACGCUCAUUCUCUCCACCGCCGCUUCGCUGAGCUGUCUGAGCCCCCGGACUUGUUCGGUGCUCUCAACGAGGAGCAGGAAGCCCCUCCCGAGGAGGACAUGAACCCCUCCGACCCCGAUCUGACCCCCCGAGAGCAGGACCUGAGAUUCGAGGGCGACCUGUAUACCCCUCGGUGGGUCCGCGGACAUGGCAACAAGCGCGAGGGCUGGUGCGGCAUCUGCAAGCCUGGACGAUGGCUGGUCCUCAAGAACUCGGCCUACUGGUACGACAAGUCCUUCUCUCACGGCAUCAGCGCCGCGACCGGCAGCUCCUUCCAGCAGCCUCUUGAGACGCGGCGCAUGGAUGGAAACCCCGACGUCUGGGAAGGUCUGUGCGGCAGCUGUAACGAGUGGAUUGCUCUCGUGAGCAGCAAGAAGAAGGGAACCACUUGGUUCAGACACGCCUACAAGUGUCACUCCCACGCCAAAGCCAAAGACUCGGCCAAGAGACGACGUGGUAGCAGCAAUAACCGAGGGCUCCCUGCUCCGGCUCUCCAUAAAAUGAACAGGGGCGACCAGGCUGUGACACCGCACCCGACCUCGUCGCCCAUCACAGCCACGCAGAUGCCGGCCACCACCAUGCCCCACGUUUCCUGCCAUCCUCACCACCACCACCAUCACCACCACGCCCUCAUGCCGACCCAGAUGCCGCAGGCUCUGCUCGCGAACGACCCCUACCCCAAUAUGAUUUAA
Messenger RNA from Clonostachys solani, 1602 nucleotides. Lineage: Eukaryota; Fungi; Ascomycota; Sordariomycetes; Hypocreales; Bionectriaceae. The record is from the annotation of a GenBank genome assembly.